AGCACCAGUCACUGUACCAUCACCACAGUUAUCACUGUCUGGGAGCACCAGUCACUGUACCAUCACUACAGUUAUCACUGUCUGGGAGCACCAGUCACUGUACCAUCACUACAGUUAUCACUGUCUGGGAGCACCAGUCACUGAACCAUCACUACAGUUAUCACUGUCUGGGAGCACUAGUCACUGUACCAUCACUACAGUUAUCACUGUCUGGGAGCAUCAGUCACUGUACCAUCGCUACAGUUAUCACUGUCUGGGAGCACCAGUCACUGAACCAUCACUACAGUUAUCACUGUCUGGGAGCACUAGUCACUGUACCAUCACUACAGUUAUCACUGUCUGGGAGCACCAGUCACUGAACCAUCACUACAGUUAUCACUGUCUGGGAGCACCAGUCACUGAACCAUCACUACAGUUAUCACUGUCUGGGAGCACCAGUCACUGAACCAUCACUACAGUUAUUACUGUCUGGGAGCACUAGUCACUGUACCAUCACUACAGUUAUCACUGUCUGGGAGCACCAGUCACUGUACCAUCACUACAGUUAUCACUGUCUGGGAGCACCAGUCACUGUACCAUCACUACAGUUAUCACUGUCAUCAUGAUAACCAGCACACAAUCUCUCCUGCUGAUUCUCUCUCUGGGCGUGAGACUGAGCGUGGAGGUGUGUGCCCCAGACUGCUCAGGUGUGGACCCAGGCAUCAGUGUGAGGGACCCCACUGACUGUACCAGAUAUUACGUCUGCCUCAGUAUCAACGGUGUGAACACACCGUCAGAGUUCCCAGUAGAGUGUCCAGACAGUCAGUACUUCAACGAUGGCCACACUGUUCCUCGUUGCGACCCCAUCGCGGACGCUCCUUCCGACUUCUGCUCCGACUUGUGUGAUCCCUGCAUCCCAGAUUGUAAUGGAAAUAACGCUGGCACUGAACAACCCGAUCCACUGUCCUGUUCUCAAUUUGACGUUUGUUUGGUAGAUCCUGGACAUUACUUGGAGAACUUUUGCCCCUCGGACGCCCCUUAUUUUGAUUUCAGACAUAGUGUGUGCCAGUCUGACCCAACUCUCUGCUACGGCUACUGUGAUUUAUGCUUGCCUCACUGUACCUAUAAUGGUCAGCUCGUUAUAGACCCUGUAAACUGUCACGAGUUUUACCUAUGCUCACCUCCAACUAUGGCCCACUUCUUAUGUCCCAGCAACCAGGUAUUCAACAGAUUGACAGGAGAAUGUGAGGCCGAUGCUGACUGUGAGAUCCUGUGUGUCGCAAAAAACAUUAACCUUUCAAGCAGUAAGACAAAAUCAUCCUGUUAAAUAUAAUCACAGACCUGUUAAGCAGGGGGAAGCAAACCUCUGAAAUAAAACCGGGUAAUUGAUACUGACAAGUGGUUAAAAAGACAAGCGAGCAAACACUAGAACAUGUUUAAGAUAAAUUAUUUCGGUCCUGAAAUCUUGAUCAAGGUCCCGGGACCGACUGUGUUUACUCACGUUUAUUUUAAAAGCAAGAAAAUUGUUUUAAACAGGAUAUCGGACCUUACAAAGAAGGAAUUAGAAAUACCUUUGUUUAACAUGGGCCAUCGAUCUUCUGUUAAACAGGGGGUCAGAGACCAUCUGUUAAACAGAGACACAAAGAUCGCUCUUUCAAACAGGUGUUCACCAUGACGACCAACAGGUCAGAGACUCUUUGUUAAAUAUUAAAGUACCAAGAAUAUUUGACCUAAUUCAUAAAUAUUUAUUAUAAAAA
This is a messenger RNA of Cherax quadricarinatus, 1736 nucleotides long. RefSeq lists its product as uncharacterized. The record is from RefSeq and is a predicted model, not a curated record. NCBI's taxonomy places the organism in Eukaryota, Metazoa, Arthropoda, Malacostraca, Decapoda, Parastacidae. Gene Ontology annotation, molecular function: chitin binding. Gene Ontology annotation, cellular component: extracellular region.